Messenger RNA from Yamadazyma tenuis ATCC 10573, 1741 nucleotides. Its product is annotated as dipeptidase. Gene Ontology annotation, biological process: proteolysis. The record is from RefSeq and is a predicted model, not a curated record. NCBI's taxonomy places the organism in Eukaryota, Fungi, Ascomycota, Pichiomycetes, Serinales, Debaryomycetaceae. Gene Ontology annotation, molecular function: metallodipeptidase activity.
AUGCUGGAAGCAAAGGAAGUAGUUGAGAUCUCAAAAGCAGAUCCAGAAGUUGUAUCUAGGAUUAAAAAUUUGUCUAAAACAGUUCCAAUCGUUGACACCCACAAUGAUUUCCCAUAUUUAUUGAGAGGCCAAUUACACUAUGAGUUUUCCAGUAAUGGAGACUUCGAUUUUAACCAUACAACGGCGCAUACAGACUUAACCAGAUUGAAGGAGGGAGGAGUUGGGAUCCAAUUUUUCAGCUGUUUUAUUGAGUGCCAAAAUGAAGACAGGUAUAGCCAAGAUUUUAAUGUUCCUAACAGUGCUGUUAGAGAUACUUUAGAACAAAUUGAUUCUGUUAAAAGGCUAUGUGCAGAUUACGAGAUAGCAGUUGUUUCUAAUUCAGAGGAUGCUUUGAAGGCAUUUAAUGAGGGGAAGUUUGUUGUGACUAUGGGAAUUGAAGGGUUACAUCAAGUGGACAUUUCGUUAUCAGUUUUAAGGUUGUACUAUGAAUUAGGAGUUAGAUAUGCUACUUUGACUCAUAACGGUGACAAUCCUUUUGCUACUUCAGUUUCAUCAGUCACAGGUGGGUUAGAAGAUAAAGGUUUAAGCAAGUUUGGCGUUGAAUGUGUGGCAGAGAUGAAUAGAUUAGGGAUGAUCGUGGAUAUUUCUCAUGUUAGUGACAAAACCAUGAAAGAUACUUUGAAAGCAACCAAAGCACCUGUGAUGUUUUCUCAUUCAUCUUGUUAUGGCGUGACUCCUCAUCCUAGGAAUGUGUCUGAUGAGGUGCUUUUACUAUUGAAGAAAAACAGUGGAGUUAUCUGUAUUAAUUUCUACAAUCCUUUCAUUACCCAACUGGAAUCUGGGGAAGCUACUAUUGAAGAUGCAGCAGAUCACAUUGCUCACGCUAUCAAUCUUGUAGGAUGGGACUAUGUUGGGCUUGGUUCAGACUUCGAUGGAUGCAGUUCAGUUCCGGUAGGGUUAGAGGACGUAUCGAAGUAUCCUGAAUUGAUUGCCAAGGUUCUCGAAAGAACCAAUGGAACUGAUGAAGAUGUUGCUAAGCUUAUGGGUGGUAACGUCAUGAGAGUUUGGAAAGCUAGUGAGGUUGUAGCUGCUCUGUUGAGUAGCCAACAACCUAAUGAGGCAAAUUGGGAAGAUAGGGAUUGGUACGUCCUUGGCUAUGGUUACCCUGAAUUGUUUCCUGGUGCAUUGCAGUUGAAGGAGACUAAAUUUAGACCCACUAUGAGCUGGGAAUUUCUUUAGAGAUUUUUUUAGAUAAAUAAACAAGUCUUUUGAGUGUAUGAGUCAGAACUCGUAAAGCGGACGAUUUGGCAUUGGACAGUAUACUGAUUUAGACUUGUAUCGGCCACUCUGACUAUAGUUUCGUAAUAUAAAAUUUAAGAUAAUAUGGUAGUUUAUUUGAAGCUUCUCGUGAUUAGAUUUACAACUCAUGGGCUUGCCGGGAUAGAAGGAUUGUUUACAAUAAUAUGCAAGCCAAAAGUCUUUUCAUACUCUUGAUAGGGCAGAUUGAUUGACAGUCUUGUCCAUCAUCUACAACAUUAAGUAUGUGAACUUAGGGGUAAAAUGCAGCCAGCUAAGCAUUUCUUUGUCGGUUGUAUCUCAAGGUGAAUUGGGCCAUGUAACCACAGCCACGUUGGAUACUACUCUCUUCCAGUUGAACGAUAUUUCUUUGAUUACUUCUCUUUGCUGUUCUAAUUGGAUCAGCUUUGACCCCUUUAAUCUUAUAUAAUCCUGCUCACCCUUA